AUGACUACACCAGAGAAAUCCCGCAGUGUGGCCAUCGUCGGCGCAGGACCCGUCGGCGCCCUCAUGGCCGUCUACCUUGCCAACCGUGGCUGGAACGUCCACGUCUACGAGACCCGUCCUGAUAUGAGACUGCCAGAGAACAAGGCCAAGAUCCAGAACAGAUCGAUCAACCUGGCAUUGUCGACCCGCGGUCUGACCGCAUUGAAGGGCACCGGUUUGGCCCUGGACGAGCUGAUCAUGAAGUCUGGACUGCCCAUGCGUGGUCGUAUGCUCCACAUCGGUGACGAGGGUCAUCUCGUCAGCCAAGACUAUGGUGUCCACGGCGAGUGCAUCAACUCGGUGGAUCGCGCAAAGUUGAACGAGGACUUGAUCACGGCUGCGGAGGAAUUGAACAACGUUAAAGUCUCCUUCAACCUCACCCUCAAGCGAGCUGAUCUCGACAAGGGAACCCUUGCCUUGGAGAACAAGGAGACAAAGGAGAUUAUCUCUGCGCAUGCGGAUUUGAUUAUCGGAUGCGACGGCGCCUACUCUUCCGUCAGGAACUCAUUAAUGCGCUAUGUCAGACUGGACUUUGGUCAGGAAUACAUUCCUCAUGGUUACUGCGAGUUGAGCAUCCCUGCUAAAGUCGGGGCUGAUGGAAAGCCCGAGUUUGCAAUGGACCCCGAGCACCUCCACAUCUGGCCCCGCCACAAGUUCAUGAUGAUCGCCCUCCCCAACCCCGACAAAUCAUUCACGGUGACGCUGUUUAUGCCGUUUGCCAACUUUGAGAUGAUCCACAACGAGGGCGAUCUGCUCAACUUUUUCGAGCAGUACUUUGCUGAUGCGAUUAAGCUCAUGGGCAAGGACCUGUUGAUCAAGGAGUACUUCAAGAACCCCAAGGGCUCCCUUGUCAUGGUCCGGGCGAACCCGUAUCAUUACAAGGACCGCUGUAUCAUUCUGGGAGACGCCGCACACAGCAUGGUCCCCUUCUACGGCCAAGGAAUGAACUGCGGUUUCGAGGAUGUCCGCAUCCUGGACUCGCUCCUCUCCGAGUUUAACGUCAAGUCGACCAAGGUGGGCGAAUCCGACAACUCACUCGCCCUCGCCCUCGAAGCCUACACCGAUCGCCGUGCAAAGGACCUCAAGGCGAUCUGUGAACUGGCCCUGUACAACUACACCGAGAUGCGUCAUGGCGUUACAUCGCCCGUGUAUCUUAUGAGGAAGAAGGUCGAGUCCUGGUUGCACCUCUUGGUCCCCUCCAAGGUCAUUCCUCUUUACACAAUGGUCUCGUUCUCGAACAGGCCUUAUUCGGAGGCGUAUGCGCGUCAUCAUAAGCAAGGGUUCUGGUUGUCGGUUGCCGGUGCUGCAGUGGGCUUGGGAACUGCGGCGGGGUUGCUUGUUGCCGGGUGGAAGCAGAGGAGGCAGUUGAAGGAUGCUGCUGGAUUGUUGAAGGCUGCCUUCUUGACCGCCGCUCAGUCUGCUCAAAAGCUUGUCCAGUAG
Molecule: messenger RNA, 1479 nt
Organism: Linnemannia hyalina
Lineage: Eukaryota; Fungi; Mortierellomycota; Mortierellomycetes; Mortierellales; Mortierellaceae
Source: the annotation of a GenBank genome assembly